AUGGCCGCCCACAACACUCUUCGCCGGUCUCUGCUGUACGUCCCCGGCUCUUCACAGCGUUUCCUGGACAAGUCCCGCUCUCUGGUGGCGGAUUGUCUCACCUAUGACCUGGAAGACAGCGUCACGCCGCACAUGAAGGCGGAGGCCCGGUCGCUGGUGCGGAAGGCGAUCGAUCAGCCUACGCCAGAGAAUAUUCGCGAGCGCGCGGUGCGAAUUAACUCGGUGGACAGCGGGCUGGCGCUGGGAGAUCUGACGGAGGUGCUACAAUCGGCCAACCUGACGACCAUUGUCAUCCCCAAGGUCAAUUCAGCCUCGGACCUCACCUUCGUCACCGACGUCAUCAACCACACCUUAUCCCAGCAGUCCUCAUCCAAGAAGAGACCGCCCAUCUCCCUCCUUGCCCUCGUUGAGUCCGCCAAGUCGCUCACAAAUCUCUCCGAGAUCUGCGCCGCCUCGCCGUUGUUUCAAGGAUUGAUCUUCGCAGCCGAAGACUUUGCGUUGGAUCUCAGUAUUACUCGCACCCCUUCCUUAACGGAAUUCCUGUUUGCCCGUUCGGCUAUCGCGACUGCUGCGCGCGCCGCGAACCUUCCAUCUACAAUCGAUCUGGUCUGUACGGCAUACAAGUCAGAAAAGGCGGAUGGAUCACCACCCGCGGCGCUCCAGGAGGAAUGCCGCGACGGACGGCGACUGGGAUUCAAUGGAAAGCAAUGUAUUCACCCCUCACAGGUGCAGACUGUCAAUGAGAUCUUUGGACCCGACCGUGAAGAGACUACCUGGGCGAUGCGCGUGGUCAUUGCCGACGAUAAGGCUGCUGCGGCUGGACGAGGCGCGUGGACGCUGGACGGGAAGAUGAUCGACGUACCCGUUGCUCACAAAGCUCGGGCCAUCGUGAAGAAAGCUGAGGCCUGUGGCAUGGACGUCACAGCCCUGCGGGAACAGUGGCAGCACCAGGAGCCGGAGUAA
Messenger RNA from Penicillium canariense, 963 nucleotides. RefSeq names its product HpcH/HpaI aldolase/citrate lyase family protein. The transcript is spliced from 3 exons. Gene Ontology annotation, biological process: oxaloacetate metabolic process. Gene Ontology annotation, molecular function: catalytic activity; magnesium ion binding. The coding region runs from base 1 to 963 and encodes 320 amino acids. Lineage: Eukaryota; Fungi; Ascomycota; Eurotiomycetes; Eurotiales; Aspergillaceae. The record is from RefSeq and is a predicted model, not a curated record.